This is a messenger RNA of Chrysoperla carnea, 1786 nucleotides long. RefSeq names its product myrosinase 1-like. Gene Ontology annotation, molecular function: beta-glucosidase activity. The transcript is spliced from 9 exons. NCBI's taxonomy places the organism in Eukaryota, Metazoa, Arthropoda, Insecta, Neuroptera, Chrysopidae. The coding region runs from base 92 to 1786 and encodes 564 amino acids. Gene Ontology annotation, biological process: carbohydrate metabolic process. The record is from RefSeq and is a predicted model, not a curated record.
UCACGAAGCUUAAGCAUUUACUGCGAGAUUAGUUUGUUUAAAGUAAUUGCACGUAUUUGAUUUCAUAUCAAAAAAAUUUGUUCGAUUUGAAAUGAAAUCGUGCAACGUAAAAAUUUUGAUUUUAUUUUGUAUAAUAACACACCUCACCUUAGGACAAAGAUAUAAUGAAACAAGGGUAAAAGUUAAGGAACUAAUUGAAAAUUUCAAUAUAAAAUUUGGAGUGUCAACAUCAGCGGAACAAUUCGAAGGGGCAUGGAAUGAAUCAGGUAAAGGUGAAACAAUGUGGUCCCAUUUUACUCACGUGCAUCCAGAAAAAAUUGCCGACCACUCAACAACAGACAUUAGUGCCGAUUCAUAUCAUAAUCUCGAACGAGAUAUAAAUAUGCUGAAGUUUGUGGGUUUACAAUUUCAUCGAUUCUCAAUAUCAUGGUCCAGACUUUUACCCACACCAAUAUUGCAUGAUGGUGUCAGCCAAGAAGCGUUACAAUAUUAUCACAAUUUAAUUGAUCAAUUAAUCGCAAAUAAUAUUACACCAAUAGUGACGUUAUCACAUCAAGAUCUACCAAUCGGUGUAAGUGAUUUAGGUGGAUGGACUAAUGCAGUUAUUAUCGAUUAUUUUGAGCAUUUUGCUAGAAUUAUAUUUGAUAAUUUUGCUGAUAAAGUGAAAGUUUGGAUUACUAUUAAUCAACCGGAUUUAACUUGCGCCUAUCAUUAUGAGAAGAAUAUGUUCCCACCUGAUAUGAUGAACACAACGGGAGUCGAAACAUAUUUAUGUUUGCGAAAUUUAUUUCUGGCACAUGCUAGAGUCUACCAUUUAUAUAAAGAAAAAUAUGAUGUGGCGAAUACAGGUCAAAUUGGAAUCUUGACAAGAAUGGAAUGGUUUGAACCGAUGUCAAAUUCUACAGAAGACUUAGAAUUUAUAACAACGUUCCGUAAACUUUUGAAUGGAGUUUUUUCUGAUCCAAUUUUUUCGGAACAUGGGGAUUAUCCAGAAAUUUUAAAAGAAACAGUGGCCAAUAAAAGUAAAGAACAAGGAUUUCAUACAUCACGUUUAAAGUUAUUUACAAAGGAUGAAGUUGAAUAUAUUCGUAAUACUUCGGACUUUUUCGGUUUCAAUUAUUAUACCCCAUUAACGAUUGUAAAAAAAUCCUCUGAAAAUCGUGAUUUAAUAGCGAAAUCAAAUAUUAAAGUUCCAUCAUUUUUUGAUGAUAUUAAUUAUUAUUUUGGCCCAGCUGAUCCAAAUUGGGUGCCUACCGAAUUUAAUCGUGUUCACGACUACCCAGAAGGUUUUAGAAAAAGUUUAGUUUAUGUAAAAAAUACAUACAAUAAUCCAAAAAUUUUUAUAAUGGAAAAUGGUUGUGGAACUAUGCGAGAUACUUUGGACAAUUACAAUUGUGUGAAAUAUUUUCAGGGACAUUUGAAUGCACUUUACGAUGCGGUCGUUAAAGAUGGCUGCAAUGUUCAAUCGUAUGGCAUCUGGAGUCUAUUGGAUGGUUUUGAAUGGGCCGACGGUUACACUAUUCGAUUUGGAUUGUUUCAUACAAAUUUUACAGAUGAAAAACGAUCCACUCAACCAAAAGCAACUGCGCACUUCUUUAAAGAAGUUUUGGAAGGUUUAAAUGUUUUCAAAGAUCCAUUUAUUAUUUCUGAAGAAGUCCAAAGCAGUUCCUCGAAAUUAGAAAUGUUGGUUGAAAUGACCCAAACAAAAGCGUUAAAACAAUGCGCCAACAUUGCAGAAGAGACGAAGGUAGAUUUCGAAAUUGUAUUCAAGGAAAAAUUGUGCUGA